Molecule: messenger RNA, 1008 nt
Organism: Cannabis sativa
Lineage: Eukaryota; Viridiplantae; Streptophyta; Magnoliopsida; Rosales; Cannabaceae
Product: xyloglucan endotransglucosylase/hydrolase protein 2-like
Exons: 4
Coding region: 94-963 (289 amino acids)
Biological process (GO): cell wall biogenesis; xyloglucan metabolic process
Cellular component (GO): cell wall; apoplast
Molecular function (GO): hydrolase activity, hydrolyzing O-glycosyl compounds; xyloglucan:xyloglucosyl transferase activity
Source: RefSeq, a predicted model, not a curated record
UUCAAGCAACAACACAAUUAAAUUAUUAGAUAUUUUUAGUGAAAGAAAGUGUAUAGUGAUCUCUAAUAUUUCUUCUCAAUAUAUAAAUAUAAUAUGAUGAUUAAUUCUCUACUCAUUAUCACUGUGUUAGUCUCCAUAUUAUUUUUGAUUAAAAUUGUAGAUGAAUGUGAAGCCAAUAAUAAUACAACCUUUGACAAUAACUAUGUGAUUACAUAUGGAAAUGAUCAUUUCAUUCAACUCAACCAAGGACAAGAAGUUCAGCUUACAAUGGACAAUACUUCAGGAACGGGGUUUAGAUCAAAGAAAGGUUAUGGUUCAGGGUAUUUUGAGAUGAGGAUUAAGACACCACAAAGUCAGUCUCCAUCAAUUGUCACUACAUUUUAUUUGGGAAAUAAAUGUGAUGAGUCAAUGUCCAACUGUGGUCACAGUGAAUUGGACUUUGAAUUUUUGAGCACAGAAGGCCCUCCUUACAAUUUACAGACUAAUGUUUACUCAAACGAUUAUGGAGGCAGAGAACAACAGAUUCAUCUUUGGUUUGACCCAAGUCAAGAUUUUCAUUCUUAUGCAAUUCUUUGGAAUACUCAUCAAAUAGUGUUUUUUGUGGACAAUACCCCCAUAAGGGUGUAUAAAAAUUGGACCAACUAUGGUGUAAAUUAUCCAGGAAAUGAAAUGUUUAUCUCAGCAAGUAUAUGGGAGGGAACAUGGGCUUCAAAUGGAACUGGUGCAGAUUGGGCCAAGGCCCCAUUUCAGGCCCAUUAUCAAGAGUUUGAGAUCAAUGGCUGUGAAUACGGUACAACUGACUGUUCUGCUGCAAAUGCAACGUUUUGGUGGAAUAAGAAACAAAAAUGGGCCUUAAACCCAAGACAACAAAGAUCCUAUGAUAAUGUUAAGGCAAAGUACCUUUAUUAUGAUUAUUGUCAAGAAAAAGGAAGUGCCUUUAAGGAAUGCCAACUAAAUCAUUGAUCUAAUUUUGGUUUGGCUAAUUAAUGUUCUUUGAUUUUUUUAUUU